This is a messenger RNA of Sclerotinia borealis F-4128, 1989 nucleotides long. NCBI's taxonomy places the organism in Eukaryota, Fungi, Ascomycota, Leotiomycetes, Helotiales, Sclerotiniaceae. The record is from the annotation of a GenBank genome assembly.
AUGAACUCUGGUGCUGGUGCGGUGAAGGGUAGGAUAUUCGAUCUGGCUGUUCAAGGUCCUUUAAGUCGCCCAUUGCGCGAAAGUUCUUCUUUCGUUGCUUUUGCCGAUAACGCGCAAACAUCUCCAGUGCUAAAUCGCUUUCUCGGAACACAAUCUUCUGAUUUGCUUGAGACACGACUUUCGGAUUUUGUUUCUAAGCUUCACAGCUACCAGCAGAGUUGGGAGGGCGAGGGAAAACGUCAAUGUCCCGGUCCUCAAGACCAAGAAGGGUUAGGGGAUCAGGACUCGAUGUCGCAGAGGCCUUCUGCGUCUCGUCCUGCAUCUCGCUCACCAUCACAAAGUCAAAAGAUUACUCUCCCACCAGUACAGGUGCGAGAUGAUCCUCGACAUGGAGGGCGACAAGCAGACAGACAAACAGAGCAGGACAACCGAGGUUUGCAACAGCUUCGUCAUACAUUACCAUCCCCUUCAUCGCGGACUCUUCACUCUGCAUCAACUGGCGAGGACUGGAGGUCCUUUGGACCAUCCCGCGAUCUUGGUGUACAUUCAAUUUUGAACCCGACAGAACCUGAAAGCGCAUCAGAUUCCAUUCGCCGACUGAGUGUUAGCACUACAGACUCACCACUCUCUACUACAACCAGGCCAACUUCACAUUUUGGCGCAAGCCCUUUGGUGGCAACUACUCAUCCUUACCCCAAUCGCCCCCCCAUUAGCACUUCGCCUUCAUUAGAUAGUUUUAAUCCAAAUUUCCCAAGGGGCCCAGCCCGCAGAAUGCUAACCCCCAGAUCACCUCGACCUGCUAGUAUAGGUAGAGCACCGGCUCACGGGACUAUCAAUGCACAAGAGUCUCCCUUUCUACCCUCCAGAAGGCCAGAGCUAGGGCAAACUCCCAUUUCAGAGAUCCCCUCUAUACCGACGCCGCCCGGGCAAAUUCAGACUCAGCAUUAUGGAUUUCCUCCCACAGGUACAACGCCUGUUGAUCGACGUGCAGAUACUUCUCAGAUGCAAGCUCCAGGACGUGGAAAACAUAGCGCUAGUCCUAGCAUCUCAGCAUCUUCUCAAACGCCGAGCCAGACUUCUCCCGCGUCCGGUUAUCCUUAUCAUCAGAGUGGACAGAAUCCGCAGACAAGUGGGUCUUAUUUUCCAGGUUCGAGUUUUGGUUCUUCAGUACAGCAAGGGAGUGGAUUACAAUUACAAGCACCGCCUGCGGCAUCAGAAGGUCCGUACACUGCUUCUCAGAUUGGCUCCUCACUCCACUCCAAUACAAGCUCAAGGCAGGCUUCUGCCUCAGAGCCCUACGGUGUCCUGACAAUAACCACGGCCCACGGCGUGGCUUAUCAUGUACCCGUGGACACGCACCAAGCAUCGCGUUUAGCUGACGAGAAGCGUGCGCGCAACGCAGGAGCAUCCGCCCGUUUUCGACAACGCAGAAAGGAAAAGGAGAAGGAGGCUUCAUCCAACAUCGAAAAACUUCAAUCACAAACUAGAGAUUUGGAACGAAGAGUGAGAGAUGCCGAAGGAGAGAGGGAUUUUUACCGAGGAGAGAGGGACCGAUUCCGGGACAUGUUGCUUCGAAACCCUGGAACAAGAGAUAUGGCUCUUCAUGGGCCGCCGAGUCCUCGUCCCAUAAGGCCAAUGUCUUAUCCCGGUCCUCCUCCACCUAGCGGACCGCCAAUGAGCUUCCAAGGUCCUGAUAGCGGUGAGAGACCACCAAGGCGUCGAAGAACUGAUGCACAGGGUGACUUUAUGAAUGUCUCAUACUCGCACUCUCCAGCGUCAACUCUAGCACCCGUCCAAACUGGCUUUCCAUCUUCCCAUGGUCAAGGACCACCUAGCCUACCACCUCUACGAAUCGAUAAUCCUUUAACAGGCUCAACUACAGGAGUAUCGACUCCAUCGAUAUCGGCCGGCCCCCCUUCAUUCGAUUCGUAUUCGCGAGGGCCAUACGACCGAGCAUGGCCCAAACAAGAAAGUGGCGGACGAAGAUAA